Messenger RNA from Zea mays, 1084 nucleotides. RefSeq lists its product as uncharacterized. Gene Ontology annotation, biological process: response to cold; regulation of circadian rhythm. The record is from RefSeq and is a predicted model, not a curated record. The transcript has 3 exons. Lineage: Eukaryota; Viridiplantae; Streptophyta; Magnoliopsida; Poales; Poaceae. Bases 292 to 750 code for a protein of 152 amino acids.
CCUGCACACAAACACCCCCCACGGACCAGCGGAGAUGUAUCAGCUCUCCCUGUUCGCUUUGGCCUCCGCUUGCCCCCUCCCUCUCGCGUCUCUAUACAUCGCCGCUGCUGUGUUGCAGUUCAGUUUGCAUCCUGAGCUCUCUCCUGGACCAGCCGAGAUUUCUCGCUCUGCGCAUCUCUGAUUCAUCUUCGUCGAGAGGAGCUGUUCCUCUUCUUUGCCGCCUCGAAUCUGGGACUGGUCGGUUUUCUGGAUCCCUGCUGCCUGUCGGGUUCUCGAGAGGUGUAAAAUCCAAUGGAGGGUGUGUCAUCGUUGAACCAGCCGUUGAUCAACGACGACCGGCAGCCCGUGCCCAGCAGUAUCGCCAAGGGUGAUCAAAUCCAAGGCCUGUUGUCGGGUGAAUGGACAAAUGAGCGGCACAGCUCGUACAUAAGCUCCAUGGAGGCAUCUUUCGUGGAGCAACUCCGUAGUGGUUCCAAGGCCAUCCAGGAGGGCUUGUGCCAGAGCAUGAGGAUUCCGAGGGAUGAUGCUCGCAGCCAUGACGUCCCUGAGAGUCCGUGGGUGGUGGUGAGGCGUUUCAGGCCACGCGGUGUCCACCAUGGCGAUGGAAUGGAAGUGGAACCUUUGGUCGAUGGUUAUGGAUCAGAAGUCACGGACCAGAAUUUUCCUGAGGAGGGGAUUCAAUCCAGUAACGGUGCAUGCAAGAGACAGAAAUCUACUCCUGGCAAUGCAUCAAAUGGCCAGGGUACUUAACAAGAUAGUGGAAGCCAAGCCAUGCCCUCUCUGAAGCCUUCAGGAGGCCAUGGGGGAAACGAGACUUGUCUGCAGUACUACGUGAUGACAGGUCGUGCUGCAGCUGCAAGUAGUUUGGCUUACCAAAAUAUGAUAUCGUCGUCCUUUCUGCGGUGUGGAGAGUAGAAUAUGCAUAUCCACAUCUGCAGAGAGCACCGGUUCUCUUCUUCUUGUUGCUGUUACUAUUUUGUGCCAUGGAGCAAAUUUAUUUGGUAAAUUUGAGCUGCCACUGUCUGCAGAGUGAUUUUUUUUAGAAAACAAUGCUGGUUCCUAGGGCUUGUUCGGUUAUUCACAA